AUGAUAAGCCCUCAGAACACAAGGGAUCGUUUGCGCAAUACAAUAAUUUGCAAACUAAUUUCGUUUUGUGGGAGACUCACCCAAAACACAGAUGAGUCUCUCGUUCAUGAUGCUUUCAAGAAAUUGAAUGUGCUGCACCAGGCCGCCUCAUGUUGCAGUUGUUAUGAUAUUCGAGAUACCACGAUACUUACAUAG
Molecule: messenger RNA, 195 nt
Organism: Opisthorchis viverrini
Lineage: Eukaryota; Metazoa; Platyhelminthes; Trematoda; Opisthorchiida; Opisthorchiidae
Exons: 2
Coding region: 1-195 (64 amino acids)
Source: RefSeq, a predicted model, not a curated record